Molecule: messenger RNA, 6140 nt
Organism: Paramuricea clavata
Lineage: Eukaryota; Metazoa; Cnidaria; Anthozoa; Malacalcyonacea; Plexauridae
Source: the annotation of a GenBank genome assembly
CGUACAACAAGUCCAGAACAGUGGCGGCACGUACCAGGAACGGAGAAUCCAGCAGAUUUACCAACCAGAGGUUUAUCAGUGGCAGACCUUAGUGAGAACAAAUUUUGGAUGGAAGGACCAUCAUUCCUAAAAGACGGUGAAAGAGCCUGGCCAACCACACCUCCUAGUAAAGACGUACCGAAAUCUGACCAGUGUGAAAGGCGAUCAUCCACGAAGACAUAUGCAACUAAGAACUAUGAAUUUACUACCAUUGAUCCUACACAUUUCUCAAGCCUCAAACGUCUAUAUCGUGUGACGGGUUGGAUUAAGCGGUUCAUCGCCAAUUGUAAGAUUCGAGGGAAAUCUGGACGAAACUAUGAAAGAACACUUUCUUCUGCUGAGAUCUCUGAUGCUGAGACGUUUUGGAUCAAACACACGCAAACAGAAACUUUUCCUAAAGGCAUAAAUGAAAAGUCCCUAGUCCAAUUAAACCCAACAAAAGAUGAUAAUGACCUCGCUGAAGACAUCCCAUACGACACAAAGUAUCCUAUCCUCCUGCCAAAAAUUCACCACCUGACACGCCUUGUAGUUCUUGAUGCACACGAGACACUUGGCCAUGGGUCUGGUAUAGAACAUACUUUAACACAAUUGCGAGUGCGAUUUUGGAUUGUGAAAGGACGGCGUGUAGUACGGAACAUCAUCAAGUUUUGUCCAGAAUGCCGACGAAGAUUUUCUAUGCAAACAGCCGGUCAAAUGAUGGCCCCUUUACCUAAGGCGAGAUUGUAUUCGUUGCGAGCCUUCGACAGAAUUGGAAUCGAUUAUGCAGGUCCUUUUUUAACAAAACAAGAACGUGGUAAGAUCAGAGCGAAACGCUACUUGUGCCUGUUCACCUGCUUAGCAACGAGGGCAGUCCAUCUGGAAAUGUCGUAUUCAUUAGAUACGGACUCGUUUAUCAACGCGUUUACCCGUAUGUCUUCCAGGAGGACGCCUACCUAUGUUCUCACAGACAAUCGCACGAACUUUGUUGGUGCAGAACGUGAAAUGUGAGAAUUGAUUGAAGCCCUCGACCACGACAGGAUCAUUCAAGGUAUCAGCAAGCAUCAUCCCGUCGACUGGAAGUUUAAUCCUCCAUCUGCUCCUCAUUUUGGCGGAGUCUUUGAGGCGAUGAUUAAAAGUGCGAAGAAAGCAAUCAAAGCCAUAUUGGGAGAUGCAGAUAUCACAGACGAGGAACUACACAUAGCCAUAUGCGGAGCUGAACGACUGUUGAAUUCCAGACCAAUCACAUACGUUAGCUCAGAUCCCAACGAUCUCUCGCCACUUACACCGAAUCAUUUACUCGUUGGACAAAUUGGAGGAUCAUUCGCCCCAGAAGCACUGGACAAACAGAAGUGUACAACCCAAGAAAACGAUGGCAUCGCGUGCAACAACUGCUGCAACAAUUCUGGAAACGAUGGAGAAAAGAAUUUCUUCCGCGUCUCAACGUCAGAAGAAAAUGGUUUCAUCCAAAACACAAUUUAAAGGAAGGAGACGUGGUGCUGAUUGCAGAACCUAAGGACAACCGCGGAGAAUGGCCUCUCGGUCGUGUAAUGGAAACCUAUCCUGGUGCAGACGGCCUUGUGAGAGCUGUGAAAGUGCAGUCAUGCAAAGAGCAAAGAGUAUAUUAGACCUGUACAUCGCCUGUGUCCCCUUGAGUAUAUCGAAGAACAGUCGGACAGUGACGACACUAGUGCAUGAUAGACAGUGAUUAAUAGUUCACGACAACCUUAUUGUAUCCGAUAGUUAUAUGCGCAUACUUGGUAUUGAACAGACGUUCGCAGACUUAAAUUUAUGUUUAUAUUAACCUUAUUUCGAAUGCAUUGCAUUCGGGAGGGGGAUGUUAAGGAACGAAUCGUUCCCUGUAAUAUAAAGUAAAGACAUAUAUAACCGCUGCGCUUGCGUAAUGCGGGCGUCUUUUAGUGUUGAUUUUAAGACAGCGUGUUUUGUAUUUUUAAAUCGGUAAGAAAUAAAGAGUUCUGCCUUGUAUACAUACUAUUUAACGACCGUUCUAACAGACGAGAACAUAAGGUAUAGCUUAAAAAUAAUGUCAUGGGGCCCUGGUAAUGUUUAUACACACUGUCCAGUAUAAUAUAAAGUAUACAAUUAAAUCUGUGAUGAAGGUAAAAAAUGUACAGUAGCCUAUGUUUGAAUAAAUAUAUACCCUUACUUCUCUUAUUACUCCUUUGAUAUUUCCUGGGCAAAUACUUCUAAGAUAUGACAACACAGAAGGAGGAAAUGCGUAUUCUGCAUCCUUCGGACCAUAGUUAAUGGAGCAAGAUGGUUUGGAAGCUUCCCCUAUUUUGCGAUGACGUAAUUAUAAUGUUAACCGAUUAAAUUCUAAGGUCACGGGACGACGAACGACUACAAUCGAAAAAGCGCCAAAAUAUGGUAAUAUAAUAUCGUAGUAAUUUGAUACACGAAUGCCCAAUUGCGCUUUCAAUUGUUUUCACAGUAGGCGGUACAAAAACGUGAGUUUGUUUCAAAUUCCAGUUCCUCGUAAUUCAGACAGCGAAUUUACUUUUCAUCGUAAGGAAGAAGCACGAAAUGGUUGGAUUAACGCGAUAUUACGAACGAGACAGUUGGAUGCGAACUUGAAGACACAGAUCGAAAACAACAACAUACAUAUUUGUGAGAGUCAUUUUAAAGAGGAGUACAUUGAAAACUUUUCCAAAAGGAAGUCCCUCCAAACUGGUUCAAUUCCAACAGAAAAUCUCCCCGUCAAAAGCUUCGAUCAUCUUAGCACUAAUGCGCCGAGAAAAGAACCAGCUCCAAGGCAUGUUUCUCAAGAAACUACAAUUAUAUAUGCCUCUCUUGAUAAGUUCGAUGCAUAUUUGAAAAAAGCUGGAAGGUACCCAUAUUUUCAAGGUUGGAAUUGGUUCAAAGAAGGAAAUAACACUGUUAUUGAGUUUAAAGAAAGUGAGUACUCGAUUGCAAAGUUUUCUGUACGUGUCGAAUCUACUCUUAAUUAUACUGUUCUUGUUUAUGACUGGGCAUUGCCCAAUGAUCAUCCCAUAUACGUUUCAAACGAGCGUUCUUUGCAGUGCUGUAAUUUUAAGACGCUUUGUAGCGAAAUUGUAUCUCUGGGUAUUUGCAAAGGAACUCUAUUUCCCCUGAAGUCAAGCAAAUCAGUGAAAACACAACUUGUUCCCCUGUUACCAAAUGACUCUUCUCCACAAUAUCGUACAGUUGAAUACUGUCGUGCGCUUUCAUGUCGUGUUCUGGUUUCAUCCAUACUAAGUGACAGUAAACAAUUGCAAUGCGAAUCGUGCAGUCGAGAAUCAAACAGCAAUGUAGAGGUAACUUCAAUGUGGCUUCUGUUAAGUGUAAAACACCACUGUCAUGCCUUUCCAAAGAACAACUAAUUGCAACUGUAAAAGACACAAGGGUGAAUUUGAAAGAAGCCAAGCUGAAGUGUGCACAACUCGAAAGGAGAGUACAACGAAUGGAGAAUGAGAUCAAACAUCAUGGUAUUAGAAUAGAAACUGGUUUGGGGAAAGAACUUACAAGUAUCAUCACUAACACAUCAUUAGAAGCAACUCCACACAUGAAACUUGUAUGGGAGCAACAGAAGAAAGCACUGAAUCAACAAUCAAACUUUGGUAACAGGUGGUAUCCACAUUUUAUACGGUUCUGUUUGCCUAUUUAUUCAAAGUCGCCUAUUGUUUACCAAGAAUUGAGAGAUUCUGGAACAAUGCAGUUACCUAGUUCCAGAACAUUUAGAUCCUACAGAAACAACUUUAAACCAGGAGCAGGGUACUUGCCUGAGAACAUCAAGCCAUUGAUUUCCAGAACAAAGGGUUUCCUGGAUAAAGACAAGUGGAUUGUUGUCAUGUUUGAUGAGAUGAAGAUUAAAUGUAAUUUAGUGUUUGAUAAACAUUCUGGACGCCUGGUUGGAUUUGUGGAUAUCGGUGAUCCAGAUGUCAACUAUUCAACAUUUGAUAAAAUUGAACCAGCUACCCAUGUACUUGCUUUCUAUGUCAGGGGAAUAACCACUAAAUUGCAGUUUAUGCUUGGUUACUUUUUCACGCGAGAUGUGGUCUCCUAUCAAUUAAUGCCACUUUUUUGGCGUGGUGUUGCUAUAUUACAACUUAAAGCAAACUUGAAUGUUAUUGCUGCAGUCAGUGAUGGGGCUUCACCAAACCGCAAAUUUUAUCAACUCCACAUUUAUAUUGGUGAAAAACUUAACAACCAGAAAGUUUUGUAUAAAACAAAAGGUUUACAAGGAAGAAAAAUAUUAUGCCAGCCAAUUACCACCUUGCUAAUGAAGAAAUAAAGAGUGUAAAUAUCCAAAAACACCUCGGGAUAUUCAUCAGUGAUGACUUAAAGUGGUCAAAUCAGAUUGCCCGUGUGGUUGCUAAAGCCAAUCGAAUGCUGGGAUUCUUAAGACGGCAUUGUACGCAGCUCACCAACAUCCACUGUCGUCGCCUGCUAUAUCUGACAUUAGUAAGAUCUCACCUGUCUUACGGCAGUGAGAUUUGGUCACCCCAAGGAUCAUCGCGAGACUUCGUUCUAAUAGAAGGCAUUCAAAGACGGGCAACAAAUUUCAUCACGCAAGACUACCAUUCCUCGUACUCUUCCAGAUUGAAAAGUUUAAAUUUACUGCCAAUCUCCUACUGGUUUGAAAUUGAAGAUCUAACAUUUUACUAUAAAUGCAAAUCUGGUGGCUACGAAGUAGAUAUAGAGCAAUAUUCCACUCAACCUUCCCUUCACACUACUCGUUUCAGUUCAUCCGACCUACGCCGACCUAACCUUUGUAAAUCCUCAACCUUCAGAUCAUCCUACUUUAACAGAAUAAUACUACUAUGGAAUAAUCUGCCUAGUCAUAUCAAGUCAUCGAACUAUUGCGCUAUAUUUAAAUCCAAACUAUAUACUCAUUAUCUUAAUAAACUAAACUCGGACUUUGAUGUUGAGCGUCCAAGGACAUGGAAAACUAUGAUUUGCUUGAAAUAUCGCUCGAGCAAUAUCACCUGCUGUUCGUAGCUGGUCUGGUGUUAAAUAGCGAGGUUUUUGGGUUUGACUUCCACUACCAUCAUCACCUCCUCGCGCUGAUCUAGUUUGCAUGUAAGUGGUUAGUGGUUCCAACUAGUGAUGAUGGUGGUGGUGGUCAAAUCUGAACCUCGCAAAUAAUUUUGAUAGUGUAGUGUUUAUUCUUGCAUGUUUAUAUUGUAAAAUACGUGUUGUUAGGUUUAAAGUCUGGUGUAAAAUGGCUGGACUCACUUUUGACUUCCAUUACCGCUAUCACUACCUCGCGCUGACCUGGUUCGCAUGUAAGUGGUUAAUGGUUUCUAACUAGUGGUGUUGGUGGUGGUGGGGGUCAAAACUGAACCUCUAAUUUCACAGUAGUGUAGUUAUGUAUUUAUUCUUGCAUGUUUUAUAUAGUAUAAAGGCCUGUAAAAUCAGUAUUUACGUUGUCCAGUUUGCAGUCCGUAAUAUGUCGUGUUUUAGUGUUAGAUGGAUGGACUUAGUAUGGGAUUCUAGUUCUGUUGUCCAAUCCUUCAAUCAUAGCUGUAUGUGUAUUUUUUAUAUAAUAUGAUUGUAAAGUUAAUAAAAAAAAAUUUAAAAAAAAACACAAAAAAAACCUCUUUGCCCCAGGAAAGUGGAUUUGGUUUUUUGCUGAUGCUCCACAUCUAUUAAAAACGGCUAGAAACUGCUUGCUUAAAUCUGGUUCUGGUUUGAAAUCAAGGUGCAUGUGGAACAAUGAUCAAUUUUUAUUGUGGAACUAUAUAUCAGAUUUAUAUUAUUCUGAUCUGGAACUGGGGCUACACCAACUUCCUAAGCUAACAAUUGAACAUAUCAUGUUAACAUCUUAUUCAAAGAUGAGAGUAAAUCUUGCUGCCCAGGUGAUUUCUAGAUUUGUUUAUAUUUUUAAAAUAGUAUAGAUUUAAAUCAUACCACGAAAGAAAGUGCCUUGGCUUCUUAAUAAUUCGUUUUCAAACUAAUACGUCUCCUGUCCUCAUGAACAUCUUGUCUAUAUUUUCAAGGGCAAGUCACAAAUGGAUCGAAAACAACAAUCCAUUUUAGAAAUAACAGAUAUAUUUCUUCUCCAGUUUGUUCUCAUGUUGUCAAAACAAGCAACUUUACGUGCUAACGUGAUUGGACAAUCUUUGUUUCAAAACCGGAAGUGA